AUGACACAGACAAAAAGAGAUACAGAAAAUAUGGAGAUAAAGAACAGUAUUACAUUGGCAGAAUAUAUUUUUAGAAGGUUACGAUCAAGUGGGACUUACUCAUUAUUUGGGGUACCUGGUGAUUUCAAUUUGCCGUUGUUGGAGUCGUUAUAUCACAAGACUGCCGAUGGUAAAGAAGUAGAGCUUUUGAAUUGGAUAGGUUGCUGCAAUGAAUUAAAUGCGGCUUAUGCAGCAGAUGGAUAUUCAAGAUAUACAAAUAAGAUCGGAUGCUUGGUUACAACUUUCGGUGUUGGAGAGAUCAGUGCUUUAAAUGGGAUAGUGGGUGCAGCAGUGGAAAAUGUAAAAGUGUUGAAUAUUGUUGGUAUUCCGCCUACCCAUAUAUUAAACUCAUCACAAUAUAAUAUACAUCAUUCUAUUCCUAAUUUAAAAAAUUCUAAUUCGGGUGUGCCAAACUACAAAACUUAUUGUGAUAUGGUUCUUAAUAACAUUACAAACAAUGUGGAGUUUUUAGAACUGAGUGAUAUUAAAAAUCAAAAUAGUAAUCAAGUUUGUAACAAAAUUGAUCAAUUGAUUAAAAAUAUAUUUAUCUCUUCAAAGCCUGGUUAUCUAUUUGUACCUUCUAAUAUGACAAAUAUGAUGGUCUCUUCAGCAAAUUUGACGUUAUUACCACAAAUUAAUUUAGAUUGGGCGCUAAAGUCAACUAGAAGUAAUUUAUCAGAAACAAUCGAAAAUGAUAUAAUUGAAGAGAUUUCACAGCUAUUGUAUAAGAGUAAAAAGCCAUGCAUAUUAUGUGACGUCUUUAUAGACAGGUUUGAUUGCAGAAUCCAAGUGAAUCAACUAAUUUCUAAAUUAAACAUCUGGAAUUUUUCUACCAUGUUGGGGAAGUCAAUAAUUGAUGAAGAUAAUGAUCGCUUUAUGGGCACUUAUAAUGGUGUAACUAGUGAUUCCUACGUUAAAGAUAAUUUUGAAAGUUGUGAUUUAAUCUUACACCUAGGUAUUGAAACAAAUGAAAUGAAUACAGGAUGUUAUAGUUUUUCUUAUUUACCAGAUGCCGUUAUAAUUGAAGUUGGUAAAGAUUACAUUAAAAUUUCAAAGCAUGAUGGUAAAAUUUCAAAAAUUAUAAAUGAUAUAAUGCUUAGAGAUGUAAUUCAAAAAUUAUUGCAUUUCAUUGAUGACUCAAAAUGCACUUACUCAUUCGACAACAAUGUUGAAUCAUUUCCAACUUAUAAAAAUAAGUUAAUAUCUAAGAAAUCUCUUGAAAACAACGUUGAAUCGAAAGCUCAACAAACUGUGACACAAGAUGAUCUGCAAGUUGAGAUACAAACAUUGUUUGAUAAAGGUGAUGUGGUUGUUGUAGAGACAGGUUCAUUUCAAUUUGCAAUUCCAGAUAUGAUAUUUCCAAAAGAAACAAAAUUGAUAAACCAAGGGUUCUAUUUAUCAAUAGGCAUGGCUCUACCUGCAUCUUUAGGAGUUGGUAUAGGCAUGAGAGAUUAUCCAAAUUGCCAUAUCAACGAUAAUAGUGAAGAUGCUACCCCUAAGAAACUGAUAUUGUUUGAAGGAGACGGUGCUGCUCAGAUGACAAUUCAAGAACUUUCUUCUCUGUUGCGAUACAGGAUACCAAUUGAUAUCUUUAUUUGGAAUAAUAAUGGCUAUACUGUUGAGCGUAUUUUUGAAGGAGAGAAACGUAGUUAUAAUGAUAUAAUGCCAUGGAAAUGGGUAAAUUUGUUAAAAGUGUUUGGAGAUCAUGAGAAAACAUUUUCUAAAAGCACAACUAUUUCAACAGUUCAAGAAUUGAGGUGUAAAAUUGACGAAUUGAAGAACGCUAACCCUCAAAAAAUUAUUGAGUUAAUAGAAGUUAAACUUGGAGAAAUGGAUAUUCCAAAAAAUUUAAAACACAUUGUUGAACAGAUGAAAUUAAGACAACAAAAUAAGUCAUUAAUUGAGUAA
This is a messenger RNA of Tetrapisispora phaffii CBS 4417, 1947 nucleotides long. RefSeq lists its product as uncharacterized. Lineage: Eukaryota; Fungi; Ascomycota; Saccharomycetes; Saccharomycetales; Saccharomycetaceae. The record is from RefSeq and is a predicted model, not a curated record. Gene Ontology annotation, molecular function: carboxy-lyase activity; magnesium ion binding; thiamine pyrophosphate binding. Bases 1 to 1947 code for a protein of 648 amino acids. The transcript has a single exon.